Molecule: messenger RNA, 1873 nt
Organism: Sebastes umbrosus (honeycomb rockfish)
Lineage: Eukaryota; Metazoa; Chordata; Actinopteri; Perciformes; Sebastidae
Gene: sgtb
Product: small glutamine-rich tetratricopeptide repeat (TPR)-containing, beta
Exons: 12
Coding region: 121-1041 (306 amino acids)
Biological process (GO): post-translational protein targeting to endoplasmic reticulum membrane
Cellular component (GO): membrane; TRC complex
Molecular function (GO): protein binding; molecular adaptor activity
Source: RefSeq, a predicted model, not a curated record
AUCCGGUUUGGACGCGCAUGUGCAGAAGAAGACGCUCAAAUCCGACACAAGCAGUCGUGAUGACGCGGUAGCAGCAGCAGCAGCAGACAGCUGGACAAGAGCUCAGUUUCCAGGUAAAAAAUGGCCGUGGAGAAGCGUCUGGCGUUCUCUAUUGUGCAGUUCCUACGAGAUCAAACACAUUGCGGCUCUUUGAAUUCUGAUGAGCAGGAGAGCCUCGAAGUUGCGAUCCAGUGUUUGGAGACGACCUUUAAGAUCAGCUCUAGUGACUGCCAUCUCGCUGUGCCACAGCCGCUGACGGAGAUAUUCCUCAAUUCCCUGCUCAAGAAUGACAACAUCACCAUACCAGAGAGCUCCCCGUCUCCAGAAGACAUCGAACGAGCAGAGCAACUUAAGAAUGAAGGGAACAAUCACAUGAAGGAGGAGAACUACAGAUGUGCGGUGGAGUGCUACACAAAGGCCAUUGACCUGGACCUGAGAAACGCUGUGUACUACUGCAACAGGGCUGCAGCUCACAGUAAACUGGGAAAUUACACAGAGGCAACUGGUGACUGCGAGAGAGCCAUUGGGAUCGAUCCUACCUACAGCAAAGCGUACGGGAGGAUGGGUUUGGCUUUGACAGCCAUGAACAAGUAUCCAGAGGCAAUAUCCUUCUUCAAGAAAGCUUUGGUAUUAGACCCUGAGAACGACACCUACAAAUCCAACCUGAAGAUUGCGGAGCAGAAGCAGAAAGAAGCGACCAGCCCAAUAGCUGCCGGAUUGGGGUUUGACAUGGCUAGUUUAAUCAACAACCCUGCCUUCAUCAGCAUGGCUGCGAGCGUGAUGCAGAACCAACAAGUACAACAGCUUAUGUCAGGAAUGAUGUCCAAUGCAGUCGGGGGUCCUGCAGCGGGAGUGGGUGGACUGUCAGACAUCUCCAGCUUGAUUGAAGCGGGACAGCAGUUCGCCCAGCAGAUCCAGCAGCAGAACCCAGAGCUCAUCGAGCAGCUAAGGAACCACAUCCGGAGCCGCUCCUUCAGCGGCAGCGCCGAGGAGCACUCAUGAUCUACUCAGUUUUUUUUCUCCAAGGAAGGGCAACCAUACGGCGCGAUUUACAAUCUCUACACCCAUUUCUUGAAAUCAAAUCCCCGGCAUAGCUGGAACGAAGAGACAAGUAUGGGGUUGAAGGCACUUUACUGUGAUUAAAGACUUCUGGGGCGGAGAGAGAGAGAGAGAGAGAAAGAGAGAUGAGGACCUGGAGAGAGACUGGACCAUGAAACGAAGCAUCCCACACAUGUAGGGCAAAAAAACACCUUGUAAACACCUAAUCAUAUAAAAGAGCCAAGAACUCAUUCAGCCGACGGAGGGAACAUGAGUAAAUACUUUGUUCAGUGCUUUUACAUUCUGCAGAGAUCGUGUUUUAUAUGUGCUGAAAAUACUGCCCUCGUCAUGUUAUGAGUUGAGGAUCCUUCUGUCGAGUCAUGAUACAUUAGAGGGUUAGGGAGGAAUGUACUUUUACAGCAUUGCAGGGAACAUUUCAGCUUUUUUCUCAUACACAAUAACACAUCAGGUUUAUAUAACACAUCUGGUUCAAUAUUAUUUUUGUAGUACUUGUUUAUUCACAUCACUGCUUUUCAAUGACUUAACUUUUGAUUAAGACAACCAUGUAACUGUAUAGCAGUGUUUGCAGCCUGCAUUAUGUUGUUAUUGCACUUUAGUAAAACUAAAUAUCCCCCCUUUAAGCAUAUUUAAUUGUUCAUUAACUAGUAACAGAGUGUUCAUUUUUGCAUGCUCUUAAAUCUGGUAUUUGAGAUCAGAUGCUUUAUGGAAACAAAUAGGUAUGCUAGGGCAGCACAAUGUUUUGUCUAAAACAUGUGAAUAAAUGUCUUGAAGUUGA